Molecule: messenger RNA, 495 nt
Organism: Jatropha curcas
Lineage: Eukaryota; Viridiplantae; Streptophyta; Magnoliopsida; Malpighiales; Euphorbiaceae
Source: RefSeq, a predicted model, not a curated record
UAUUAUUCUAUUACAGAGCCCACCUUCUCCUCCCUAUAUAUAAAAGAAACCAUUCUCCAUAAGCAACACCAAAUCAAAAUCCAACAAAAAAUCUCACAUAUCAAACAGGUUUCAGUUCCAAUCCACAGUUAUAACAAGCAAAAAUGAGUUCAACAGGCAGAGCUUGGGUUGCAGCUGCAAGUAUAGGAGUAGUUGAGGCAUUGAAGGAUCAAGGACUAUGUAGAUGGAACUCUGCACUAAGGUCUAUCCAACAACAUGCAAAGAAUAAUGUCAAGUCUUAUUAUUCCAAUCAGCCUAAAAAUAUGUUCUCUGCUCUUUCUUCUUCUGCUUUGUCUAAAAGAUUGAGAGAUGAGAAGUUGAAACAGUCUGAAGAAUCACUUAGAACUGUUAUGUAUUUGAGUUGUUGGGGUCCUAAUUGAAUCCUUGCGUUACUCUCAAUUUUGUAUUGAAUGUAUUAAUUCUGUAUAUAUGAGAAUUUUUCUUUCUUUAUGUAUA